Scaptodrosophila lebanonensis is the source of this 397-nucleotide messenger RNA. RefSeq lists its product as uncharacterized. Bases 33 to 173 code for a protein of 46 amino acids. The record is from RefSeq and is a predicted model, not a curated record. Lineage: Eukaryota; Metazoa; Arthropoda; Insecta; Diptera; Drosophilidae. The transcript has a single exon.
AUCAAAGUAAAAUUCACGUUUCUUCAGUCAAGAUGUUUCGUACAAAGCAACUUGAGCCCGCCAAGGACGAUGAGCGCAACAAGGCAGAAGUUCGGGCCAACUUGGUCGUUUUCGCCGUUCUUUGCGCUGUCAUUCGGAUUGUGCCGUUUGUGAUCAACAAACUCAGCUCCUAAAGCAAAUCCGAGGAAGUAGAACUCGCACCAGGAGCUCUACGAAUCUCCAACAGCUUCAAAAUGACACAAUGACCAAAUGGCUUUCGCAUACCGAACUACGUCUUUCUGCCGCAAAUUGGAAACAAAAAGCACGUUACCUUCUUUGUUCUCUGUUACGAAUCUUAAUAGCUCUGCUAACAAUUAAAAUUUAAAUGAAUUGACUGAAUGCCGCAGAAGGCCUAAAA